Molecule: messenger RNA, 7821 nt
Organism: Saprolegnia diclina VS20
Lineage: Eukaryota; Oomycota; Saprolegniomycetes; Saprolegniales; Saprolegniaceae
Exons: 11
Coding region: 1-7821 (2606 amino acids)
Molecular function (GO): zinc ion binding; protein binding
Source: RefSeq, a predicted model, not a curated record
AUGGCGGGGCGAAAGCGGUCGACGCCCAGGGAGCAGCCGUCGCCGGACGAGGACGUGGCGUGGAUCGCGGGCUGCGCCAAGCAGCAACGCGUGGACGUCGACGACGCGGUCUUGCAAGGCCGUCCGUCGUAUGUCAACGACGUGAUCGGGAUCCUGCGCAACCAAGCCAACCCGAUGCUAACGCGCGCCAUGGCAGCGCGGACGCUGGGGCUGCUCAUGGAGCGCGACGCGAGCCUCAAGCGGCAGCUCAAGCUGGACUCGGACGUCUUGGUCGACGCGCUCCUGCAGAUCGUCAACCACUGCCGCCAUACCAAGAAGGCGUCGUCCAUGGACACGCGCAAGAUCCAUGUCAACUGCUGUCUCGUCAUCUCGAUGCUCAUGGAAGCCCCGUACCCGACUACUAGCACCGGGCUCGGCCAUCUCGUGUCGCUCCACUCGGAGCUGCUCGUGCUUGCCGCGCCCGUCAAGCUACGGAAGCGCAAGAUGACAACCGAUGUACGACCGACCAGCCCCGUGGCGUCAACGAACCAACAAGAAGACCGCAAACCGACGACGGCGGCGGCUGCCCGACGGCCCCGCACCGUCGCGUCGCGGUCCAAGCCACCCAGCCGGCACACGCCGAUGCGAUCCGUCUUGUUUGGCAACGAAGGCGACAUCAUGGGACUUACAGCAAGCGGCGACGAUCUCCCCGUGUACGAGUACGAGAAGCGGUUUGCGGGCUACGGCGUGCCCCAAGUCUACUAUCCGUUCCAGCGUCCGCUGUCUAAUGCCGCAACGUUGACGCCUGCUGCGACCCCGACCAUGCGGCCGCGCACCAUCCGCAAGCCGACCCGCGCUGUCAAAGGCUCCAAGCUCACGACCGCGCUCGCUGUGACACCCAACCUCAUAUUGCCCUCGUCGCUCUACGAAGCGUCGCUGCCGACCGAUCGCCGGCCGUUCCUGCUCCCGCCCGAUCAGAUGCUGGCGAUGCUGGCGACGAACGAGAUGCCGAUGAGUCUCCCGUUCAGCCGCCAGAGCGUUCGCCGGUCGGCCGCGAGUCGACUGCGGCCGACGCCGUGGGGCGACGUCCACCCAGUCAUUCUCGACUCGAGCUUUGCACCGCACCCGGAACUCCAGAGUUUGAUCUAUGUCCCUGCGCCCAAGCGGCGGCUCGUGGUCCGCCCCACCGACGCUGCCAACGACGACGAGUACGACGCGUCGCUCGACAUUUCGAGUGCCGAGUACAAGCGCCGGCGCCUCCUCGCGAUCCUCUCGUGUCCCAUCGAAUCGACGUCGACGGCCGCGGUCGAUGCGCUCGCAAGCGCCGAGCAUUCGACGCUUAUGCGCGGCUUUAGCACCGCGCUGCACACCUUGCGUGACCAAGAAGCCGCACUGCGCGUCCGAAUGGACCGCCGCAUCCACUCGAUGCGGAACAAACUCCCGCUCAAGUUUCUCUUUGAGCUGCCGGGCGGCGUCGGCUACUGCCGUGACCGACUCCAGCACGCAAUGGCGCUCUGGCUCGAAGAGUUUGAGCUCAACCAGCAGCGCGUCGCGUAUGUGCAGUGGAAAGGCCUUGUCGAGCGCGCGCGGUACCACGACCGCAUGGGCGCCUUUGUGCGGCAAGCCGCGCUCAAGCGCAUGCGCCUCGCCAUGGCGCUCAUGGUCAAGGCCUUUCUGCACAAAGGCUACGUCAAGUGGGUCCAGACAACGCGGGCCGACCUGUACAUGGCCCGCGACGUCGCCGCCCGCUGCAUCCAGCCCUGCGUCCGCCGGUACUUUGCUCUCCAGCGCGUCUACAAGCUCCACGACGACGGUCUGAUCAACGGCGCCUUGCGUGACAUGUACCUCGCGCCCCCGCGUGCGCAUCUUCCGUUUGGUAUUCCGCUGCGGAUUCGGCUCGAGCGCCGAGCGCUCUGGGCCGCGGCGAUUGCAGUCCAGGCGCCGUACCGCGGGCGCCGCUUUCGCAAGUUCAUGCAGCGACAGCGCCGCGCGGCCAUUCGUAUUCAGGCGCUGGCGCGAAAACGCAUCGCGGUGUUUGCCUACAUCAAAGUGCGCCGUCAGAUCCAGCGCAUGCAAGCUGCUAUCCGCCGGUACCUCUGCCGCAGCCACUUUGUGCGGCUGCGCUCGGCAGCCUUCCUAGUGCAGCGCAGCUGGCGCGGCCGCAUCGGGCGGAAAUUCGUCCGCACGGUCGUGCUUGUCGAGCGGCGGUUCGUCGAAGCGCGCUGGCAGGCGACGAUGCUGCUGCAGCGCAUGGUGCGCGGGCAUCUCGGGCGACGCGGCGCGCGGGCCGUCCGAAUGUACCUGGCGCGGCGCGUCUCGGCGGCACUCUUGAUCCAAAAGGCGUGGUACCGGCGCAACAACGAGUACACGACGUUCUUCCUCCUCGGCUGUCUGCGCGAAAAGGACGUGGACGAGCGCCACGAGGCGGCGACAUUGCAUCGACUGGCCCGGCACCAGCACGCGCGGACGCUCCAGCGCUAUCUGAAAGGAUUCGUGCGGCGUCAACGCCUCGCUCUCGCGACUCGAAUUCAGUGCGCCUAUCGGUGCUACAAGGCGCGCUGGGCACGCACGCAGCGCCAUUUCGAGCGGGUGAUGCACCGCCGCCUCAAGUGGUGGUUCCGCGUCCACCACGCUCGGCGCAUGCGCGCUGCGACGCGGCUGCAGUACUGGUGGCGCAAAGCGGUGCCCGGCCGCAUGCUUCGGCAUCUCCAAACCUUCAAGCAGCGAAUGCUGUGUCAUGGCGCCCGAGCGCUGCGCGAGGUGCGCGAUGUUGCUGCCACCACGAUACAGGCGCUGGUGCAUGGUGCGUGGACGCGGGCGUUUGUCAAGAAGACGCGCGCUGCGAUCGCGAUUCAGCGCAUUGCGCGCGGGUGGCAGGCCCGGCGAUACGUCGCUGGACUCCACCGCGCCCGGCGAUAUUGCGCUGCGAGUGCCUUCAUGCAGCGCGUGCUGGUGCAGGCCAUGGAGAAUGUGACGCGUAGUGUGAUGCACACGCGCAGUCGGCAUGCGACGACACUGCAGCGGUGCUGGCGCGGCUGUCGCUGUCGCCACGCCCUCGUCAUGCGCUGGACGCGUGACGCGCUGCGACAGCGCAUGGCGACGCGACUGCAGCGGGUGUGGCGCCAGAACGCGCAAAAGCGUUUUGCAGCGCGCUUGCUAACGAUCCAGCGACGGCGCGUGGCGAACCCGUACAAGUCGUUUACGCAUCUGAUGGCGAUCGUCUCGCACGCGGUCGAGGCGUCGCUGCGGCAUUUUGACCCGUUUGACCCGAUGGUGAGCCUCGGUUUACCGGGUUGGCUGCGCCGACUGGGCCUCGAGAGCUUGUACGACGACCUAGUGGGGCUCGGGUGCAAGAGUGUUGCAGGGCUGCGCAAGCUUUCCGAGUCGCAGAUGAUGACGUUGGUGCGCGACAAGGACCUCCGGCAGACGCUGCUGUCGGCGUUGCAUUAUCGCACGUGGCUCGAGGACGUGCGCGACCAGCGGCGCCUCGUGGCCGAGCUCAGCGCCACCUUUCGCCGUCUCGACGCACCGUAUACGACCGCAGUCGCCCGGGCGGCGCACCAAAAAGGCAUUCUGAUGACAGCCACCGAGCGGCACAACGCGGCGACGCUCGAAGCUCAGGACUUCAAACACCCGCCACGUGCGCUGCGUCACCGGCUCGAGGUGACUGCUCAGCAGCUGCGCGCCGCGACCGAGCUCCUUGAAACGUUGGACAGCGAGCGCGACCGGCGGGCGCCGAGCGUCGUGGCAGCCAAAGAGGCAUGGGAGGUCGCCAAGAAGGCGCUCAAGCGCAUGGAAGAGCGCGAGGUCAAGGCGAUCUUUGUGCAGCGCAGCUGCCUCUACAUCGAGUCGCCCGAGCACAUCAAACGUCUCUUCUUGGACUACUUCCCCAACAACGAGUACCGCGCGCUCUCGUUCAUCGAGUCGCUGCGCGCCAAGGCCGUGACCACGUGCCAGCUGGUGAUGUUUUUCGGUAUGUACACGACGAUCUCGGACGUCAAGCUCCAUACGCCCAACCUCCUCUACUCCAAGCUCGACGCGGAGAUCGGCAAGGCUGAGACCACCCGGCUGCAAGCCUGCUGCGACAUCCUGCAGUUUGCAGUCGAGCGCAUGGCCGAGCUGCUCGCUGUGUCGGUCGUUGACAUGGCCGACGCCCACGCAUCGUCGUCGCUUCCGAUCCCAGCGGCUUUGCUCGAAUCGACGCAUGCAGCGCAUAUGACCAAGCUACCGCACCGUCCAAUGGUGUGGCGGCAGUGCAUGACGCGCCUUCUCGAGAUGGACGCGAGCGCCAAGAUGGUCCAGCGCCUCUGGCGCACGCGGCAAGGUCGCCAGCUGCUCAAGAACCUCCGACUCGCGCACUUGCGCACGCACCUCCAAGCAUCGUACGACGCCGACCGGCAAAGCAGCACUGUGCGCCGCGUCUGGGAGGACGAUGUCAGAGCGAUGCAAAAGGUCAUUGCCGAGCGUCAGGCCGCCGCGGCCCACGCUGCGCUUCUCGACGAACUGAGUCGCACACUCCAGUUUGGGUACGAAGCCGACUGGCACGACCAGUUUCAAGUCUGGUACUACGUCCACACGCCAACGGGCAGUAUGGUCUGGGAACGACCCAGCUACGCGAUUUCACACCACGCGGCCUGCUUGAAGCUCCAGCGCGCGAGCCGGCGGUUCCUUGGGCGAUGUCGGCGCCAGAGCUACCUCCGCACACAGCUCCGCGCCGCCAAGAAAGAACGCGAGCGGGCGCUGUGGGAUCCGCUUUGGAUGGACCGGCAGCGCUACGUGACGCUGCGUAUUCAGCCACAUGCGACGCGCAACCCGCUCACGCUGCAGUGGACCAAUGCGAUGGAGCCGCGGUCCCGGCGCAAGGCCAUGCCGAGCGUACCGUCCAUAUCGCCUCUUGUCGAAGCCCACUACAUUGUGUUUGCAUCUGCGUACCAUCGCAGUGUCCUUCGGGAGGCCAAGGCGGCGCUGCUCUUGCCGCCGUACGCGCGGCCUCCAAGCCACCACGCGUCCGCGCUCGUGUCCAUGUUGUUGGCGUACGACGGCCUCGCAUCGGCGCUGGCGCCAAACCGGCACACUUCGCUGACGCUCGCGUACACCAAAGUCGAGAUGCCGUUUGGGUGGCGCACGGUCGACGAGCCCAACAGUCGGACGUACUACUACAAUGCAGCGUCCGGCGCAGUCUCGUGGGACGCCCCCGAGUACGUCUUUGAGCAAGAGUACGCAGCGCGUGCGAUCCAGGCGGCGCACCACAUGUUCCUCGGCCGGAAAGCGUUCCUGACUUUGCUCUACAGCUUUUCGUUUGUCGAGCACGUGCACGCGACAAUUGCGGCCGGCGCGGCCAUCGCGCACGUCGGGUUCGACCUUGAGGGCAUGUCGCUGAGCGUUUACUUGCAUCGGCUCGGGCUAGCCAAGUACGCGGCGUCGUUCGUCAAAGCCAAACUCUCAAUCGAGGCGUUCUGGUCGAUACCCGAAAGCAAGCUGCUGUCGCUCUACAACGUGGCGUGGACCAAGGAGGACAAGGCGAUUUUAAAAGCGGCGCCGCGACCGAGACCGCCCUGCUCGACCCGAAUGUACCCGCUCACGCCCCGCAUGCCCCCGGUGCCAGAGAAGCACGGGUUUCUCUGCAUUGCGUCUGAGAAGGUGUUGCAGUCGAGUCUCUUGUCGCACUUUACGGGCCAGCAAGGCCGCGUCCUGAGCCUCGUGCGCGCGUUGCGAGAGCUGCCCGUGCCCGUCUCGACCAAGCAGCUCGAGAUGUACAUUCGCCUCUACAGCGGCCGGCCGCAGCAAGCCACUGAGAACUUGAGCGUCGAGCUCGUUCCACCGCAGUCGACGACCGAAGAGAAAGAAGUGCAGCUCUACAAACUGUACCAAAGCGCGCUCAAGCGCUGCGCCGUCAUUGCCGCCAACAUGCAACUGAAGCACCUCGCACGCUGUCUCCUCGAUGCGAUCGCCAUCUCGCACUGCAUCAUUGGCGUCGCCCACGACCCCAAGCUCGCCCUCAGUGCCGUGCCGCUCACUCCGUCCCAGCUCACAAAGGUGCUUGCCGUGAUACCCAAGACGCGCGGGCUCUGGGAGCACAACAUUGCGGCCGCCCGGAAGCUCUCGGUCGGACAAGCCGCCUUGUAUCUUCGCGUCGGCGGCCUUGAGUUUUGUCUGCAGUACAUCCGCGCCACGAUCCUCGCCCAGAGCCUCUUUCGCAUGCUCCGACUGCACCGGUGGUACACGUCGCUCGUCGCCUACCGCCAUCGCUGCGCCACUGUGCUCCAGCUCGCGUACCGCUGCAUGGUAGCUCGUAGCACCCGAACUUGGCUCCUCGCCGAGCAAGCCUCCGAGUACGAAGAACACUACGUGGAGGCGAGUCAGCUCAGUUUUUACGUCUACACGCCGACGCAGGAGCGCCUGAGCCGGCCGCCCAUCGACGAGUACGGCCGCGCACUGCCGUUCCGGCCACUUGUCGUCGACCGUGUGUCUAAGAGGCGCAUUUUGAGCUGGCCGUGGCUCGCAUCGAGCAACCAAGCGCCCGAGGCCAUGUCGUUCGAGAGCAACGUGGUCUGUUCGCUGUGCAAGAAUGAGCGCGCGAGCCGCGUCUGCGACGUGUGCUGCACGUCGAGUGGCGACUAUGUCUACUACUGCUUUGCGUGCUUUUGCAUUGGCCACCCACCAGCGCUGUCGUGGCACACGUACCAGCCGCUCAACCACAUUCACGCGGCACCGCUGCGCUGCGUCGAGUGCACGCGCUAUAGCAGCCACCGGUGCCUCGACUGCAAGGAAGACUACUGCGACAAGUGCUGCAUCCGCGUCCACGCCAAGGGCUCCCGCGCCCGCCACACCAUCGAGACAUACCCGGCACAAGCGCAGGUCUGCAUCGAGUGCGAAGAGCGCGUCGCGAUCAAGCGCUGCCUCGUGUGCCAAGACGCGCUGUGCAUGGACUGCGCCGACCGCACGCACGCCCGCGGCAACAAGGCGAGCCAUGCGAUGGAGCCGAUUCCGCACCCGCUCUACGAAGGCGCCGGGCACUGCGUCGCCUGCAACGCGCGCGCGACGGACGCGGUCUGUCGCCACUGCAGCAAGCACGUAUGCACGGUCUGCCGCGUCGCGUCCAAGCAUGUCGGUGCCUGCCUCGAGACGCAGCUCGCAGCGGCCAAAGCCGCACUGUACGGCGACAACCUCUGCGCCGACUGCGGCAAACCUGCGGAUCGUAAGUGCGUGAGCUGUGGCGACAAGUACUGUAGCGCGCGCUGGAUGGGCAACCCCGGUUGCUUUGAGCGCUACCACGCCAAGGGCAAGCGCGUCGAGCACCAAGCCGAGCCACUGCCCUCGCUCGUGCCGAUCCAAGCCACCGCGCCCAUUCUGGAACUCGAGCGCAAGAUUGCAGCACUCCGAAAAGCUGCUGACAACGACGCGGCCGCCGACGCCUUGGCGCGCCAGCGCAGGUUGGAAGAGCAGCAUCUCGAGACGUUGCGGCGCGAGAAAGCAAUGAUUGCCGAGCGCAAGCGUGCCGAGAAGUUAGAAACCAACCAAGCACCGCAACAACAGGUCGUCGAGCCCGAGCAGGAGACGAAGAAGAAGGUGAAAGACGCGCCAUGUGGCAUAUCUGGGUGCUCGUCGCCAGUCUUCAAGUCGCAGCCCUACUGCGUCGACCACUGCACCGUCCAGCUGCUGCUUGCGACCGGCAAGGACGCGGCAGAGGUCGCCAAGAUCAUGGCGUCCGCCCAAGCGACGAUUGCACGCAACGAAGCCAAACCGUCGCGCGUCACCAACCUCCUACGGGACCUGCGCGAAGUGUCGCGGCUCCAGCGAGCCGCCGCCGCCGCCGCCAAAACGCAAACCGCGUCCAAAUGA